This is a messenger RNA of Daphnia pulex (common water flea), 1854 nucleotides long. Its product is annotated as dynactin subunit 1-like. The record is from RefSeq and is a predicted model, not a curated record. NCBI's taxonomy places the organism in Eukaryota, Metazoa, Arthropoda, Branchiopoda, Diplostraca, Daphniidae. The transcript is spliced from 3 exons. Bases 438 to 887 code for a protein of 149 amino acids.
GAAAUACUCCAAGAUCCAGUUACAAUGCACCCAUUGGUAACAGUCAACUUGUAUUGGAUGAUUGGGGUAUAGCGAGCAAUUCAUCUGCUGCACCGCCUGUUACAACAGUUGCUAGUAGUUCAACUGCUGGUAUUCCUGCGACCGAUGAUUGGGGAUCAGCUGCCGAUGCCUGGUCAUCUGUUAAUGCCGCGAAAUCUACCACACCACAAGGAAAUAGUACCGCUGCAAAUUCUGGAGUUGGCAGACGAUACCCCAGUCCCUGUUAUGGAAACAAAGACGGGCAAAGUUUGUGUGGCCCUUCUGCUCUCAAAGUAGCUAAUGUGGAGCAUAUUGGCUCAAAGAAAAUUCUGCGUAUGCAAUCGUGAAACAAGAAUCUCUACUGGCAUCCCUAACGGCUUCAGCUUCAUCCUUGCAAAUUCCGGGAAGUGGUACAGAAGAUGCAAGAGUCUAAUAAUCAACUUAGAGAAGCGCUGCAGCGGGAGACCAACAAGCCGGUGGGGGAACCUCCCGAGGUCAUUGAUUACCAAAAGAUGUUUACUGAAACCAAAACUUUCUCAAAGACGAUCGAUCUGGAGCUGCGCAAGCUCGACGUUCAGCAGGCUUUACAACACGUGUCUUAUCUCUGCACGUACAUGCCAGACUCAUUCAUGGCCCGUGGAGGGGACUAUCACAGCGUGCAGCAAUUUCUCUUGAUGUCUAGACGGCUCUUCAAAUGCGACAUGCUUACCGCUCAAGUGAAAGAGAAGUUUCCCGGCUCGGCUGGGGAUUUGUCAAACACUCUCAAAUCUCCUGCGGCUGACCUGCUGACCAGUGCAUCUUUGGAGCCAGGAUGCUUCAUUGGCUCUUUUCACUCUAGGGAGUCGGUCACCAGUUCUCGUACGCGCUGAACAGCUGUUCCCGCAGCAGUUUCUCGAGAUGAGAACGCUUCAUUAUCAGGAGAUGCUGCAACAAGAGAAAGCCAUCGAUUUUUACGUGGAACUCUUGCGUAAAGAUCAGCUGGAUGAAAAUGUCCAGUUGGAUGCAUUGGAGAAGGUGGUCAAUUAUUUCAACAGCAUCUACGCCGUCCAGUUCAGCUCGGUCGUUAACGGUGCCGCUUUACUGACCGACCAUGGCAAAGUCCUGCUCGCCUCCUGCUGCGGAUUGACAGCUCUGGGUCCUCUCGGGGCGUUCAGGCAAUGAUUCAGGUUGGUUCUGUUAUUUUGUUUGUUUACAUGAAAUUCCGGUGAGCAAAAAAGAAAAUAUUUUUUGAAGGAAGCGACGUGGCGAAAUCCAUCAAGAAAGUUCUCAGUCAAGCAAACCAAUGGCAGCAAUACGCCCGUACUAUUAAGCGACGGUUGCCUCUGCUGAUUAUGCUAGGAAAUUGCCACUUAAUAUUCAACCCCCCCCCCUUCCUCCCCCCGAAAAAAGGAAUUAUAAAUUAACGGCUGUGUUAACACAACUAGAAUCGUUGUUUUCUUUCCGAAAAAGAAUACUCACCAUUAUUCCUCCCCCAUCACACAUAUAUAAUGUAGUCAUGUACAAACCAAAAACAUUCACUCCUCCCGGCCAUUUUUCUCUUUCCUUCUCUCUUUGGUCAGAUGUUAUAAUUAAUUAUGUGUGUUUAUAUUCUUAAUAUAAUUUCACACCUUCAUUGCCAAUUCAAGGAGUGGAGGUCCCUCCCUCAUCGUCAAAUCCUAACACGUACCUGAUUUCAUUUGAUAAAAUUUUUUUUCGUCUCUUCCUUUCUCUUGCCAUGUCGUGAUUGAUUAAUUUUUUUUAUAUAGGGAAGAAGAAAAAACAACCUUUCACUUUUUCGGACAUUCUGUAGGAUAAUAAAAUUAAUACAAUGUAAAAAAAAAUCAUUAAAAAAAUCAU